AUGGCAGUAGGUUAUGGUAGUGCUAUGCAGGCUAUUUCAACAGAUCACAUGACGAGAAUUCGACAACGGCUCCGAUCAUCCGAGGAAGGCAUAGUCGAGUACGGUCGUCUCAAAGGGCUUCACACUCAACUCACUUCACAACUCGAGUCGUGCAGACAAGUUAUGGAAGAGGAUCUAAAAUCUAAUCUACCUGAAGAUGAACGACUCCGUCACGUGUCCUACUUUGUGCAGGCAUUAAAAUCAUCGGUGUUCUCCGCGGAAAUGAAUGAGCUGCUCACGAAAAGUGACCAUUUUGAAGAGAACUUCAGACUGCAAGUUCUGGAAACGAAGGUUCAUCUUCAUGAACAAAUUGAGCAUCUUAUUCAAAUCGUUGAAAAUUUGAGCAAGAACCUGAUUUCGAAACGGAGUGAGGCAAACAGUGAUUGGAAAAGCACGACUGCAGGCUCACCGAAGACAUCGACGCGAGAUCAAUAUGGACCAUCAUCAAAUGUUGGAUUUCCGAAGUACGCUUGUCAGCAACAACCAGGUCCAUCGGGAUAUAACUCUUGGAAUUGUAAGACUAGCACUGUCACAGACGAUGGAAACACGGCGUUCAUGGUUCUAGAAGAGACAAAGGCAGAGUUUGUCAAUUUCUACUUCGUUGUCGCUUUGCAAAUCGAUAGUGAUUCGGAGGAAAUUCGUGCGACGCAUGUUUGA
Necator americanus (New World hookworm) is the source of this 696-nucleotide messenger RNA. RefSeq lists its product as uncharacterized. The record is from RefSeq and is a predicted model, not a curated record. The coding region runs from base 1 to 696 and encodes 231 amino acids. NCBI's taxonomy places the organism in Eukaryota, Metazoa, Nematoda, Chromadorea, Rhabditida, Ancylostomatidae. The transcript is spliced from 6 exons.